This is a messenger RNA of Perkinsus marinus ATCC 50983, 546 nucleotides long. RefSeq lists its product as hypothetical. The record is from RefSeq and is a predicted model, not a curated record. The transcript has 6 exons. The coding region runs from base 1 to 546 and encodes 181 amino acids. NCBI's taxonomy places the organism in Eukaryota, Perkinsozoa, Perkinsida, Perkinsidae.
AUGGAAUUCGGUUCCAGCUUGAGCGGAGGGGAAAGGCGGUUCUCAGUGGCGUCUAUGUUCAGCGAGGAUGGUGCAAAGCGAGUUCGUGUCAGCCGUUCUACGAUAACAUGCCUCCACGACGUUACAUCUCUGCCUUUCCUGGACGAGAGCUCCUGGUGGCCUUCCGGUGGAGUGAAGAGCAAUCUGUUCCACGUGGACUCGCCUGAAUAUGCCAUGGGCAACGUCAUUUCUGAGUCUAUGAUAUUCCCAGCUAUUUGCAGGUCGCCAGUUCUCUCGGAUAUUCUUGUGGAUGCGGGAAUGAUGGCCUCUCUGAUGAUUGAUGGAGGUCGCGAUUUCUACGGCGACGGAACGAAUUUCGGGCUCCAGCCAUGUGUUGAACUGGUUGGACUCAGCGAGGCCUGGAUAGGCGAGCGUCUAAAUGCCUUCUUCGAGAAAUCCAAGAUACCAAAUGAAACAAGGGAACAGAUAGCUGCAUCUAGUGAUGCCUUGAGAAUUGCCGGUGCCACUUUUGGAGAUCUGCUCAAGCAUCUUGUUCGCGGCGGGUGA